AUGUCGCUGAUUCCCUACGCCCCAGCUGAGUCGCGGGAGAUUGUGCUGCGUCAUGGUUCUGCUGUUGUCGUCUACGACCAGCGCUCGAAACAGCUCUCCCUCCGCGAUGCCUCCCACGCGACUGAUAUCGGCUCUACGUCAUGUCCAUACUGUCACCGAUCCUACCGCGAACCAUCACCCCAUGACGAACACGACAGCGACGCGGAGGAACAUACUGCGCCUGGCAUACCCACCGAAAAUGGCUUCGUCAAUCCCGCAUACUUCCAAAUGCUGCGCCGGAGUCAGCCAGGAUCAACAGAAGGAUCGCGACCAUCUUCACCACACAAACAACUGGCGCCUGCCCCUUUGCGCAUGGGCAGCUUCGAACCGCCAGAAGGCUCUGAGUUUGUGGGAAGCACACCGAUCCAGCCAGCCAGAAGCCAGGGUAUAUCUGCCAGAGCCUUCAGUCCCAACUACUUCAAGGACUUCUUCAUAGAAGAGCGGGAGCUGGGCAGAGGAGGCAAGGGUGUGGUGUUGCUGGUGCAGCAUAUCCUGGACGGCGUGCACCUGGGCAAGUUCGCAUGCAAGCGCGUGCCAGUCGGCGACGAUCACGAAUGGCUGGAGAAGGUCUUAAUCGAGGUGCAACUACUGCAGACCCUGUCGCACGAGAACCUGGUGUCAUACCGGCAUGUAUGGCUGGAGGACUACCAGAUAUCCAGUUUCGGUCCAAGCGUACCAUGCGCAUUCAUACUGCAACAGUACUGCAACGCCGGCGAUCUCCACGAUUAUAUCCUAGACUCAAUGAAGACGUCUGUCACCAAGGAGCAGAUGAAAGAGCGACUCAGGAGGAGAUCCAAGGGCCAGUUAGAAGACCCGGAAGACGUGCAUGGGCCGCGUCGCAUGCACUUUGAAGAGAUCAUAUCCUUCUUCAAGGACAUCACAUCCGGCUUAAGUCACCUUCAUGCCAACGGCUACAUACAUCGAGACCUGAAGCCUAGCAACUGCUUGCUCCAUCGUACUGGCCGCAAGAUCAAAGUCCUAGUCAGCGAUUUCGGCGAAGUGCAGUCCGCGAAUACAGCGAGAAAUUCGACAGGAGCAACUGGAACCAUCUCGUACUGCGCCCCCGAAGUGCUUCGUCAAGAGCGACCUGGAGGUGCUUUUGGCAACUUCACAACCAAGUCUGACAUCUUUUCGCUCGGUAUGAUCGUCUACUUCAUGUGUUUUGCACGACUGCCAUACCGAAACGCGGACGGUAUCGAUGAGGACAACGAGGACCUAGAUCAGCUGAGGGCAGAGAUCUCGACUUGGGCUGGUAUCGACGACGAACAGCGGGUUCGAUCAGACUUGCCUGAAAAGCUAUACAGAUCGCUGAAGACGCUCCUCGCCAUCAACCCCGAUGAACGCCCAGGUGCAGAGGAAAUCCUGAAUGUCCUGAAAUCACCACUGGUAUUCGACGAGUACAACGCAUAUGCAGGCCCGUCGGGUCUAGACGAGUUUAGUCCUCGCAUAUCGCGAGCCGACACGCCCAGCCCGUCACCUAACCAAGGUAACAAAAAGCGUACUUCGAUCAACUACACACGGCCAGGUCGAUCGCAUCUCAGCGCAACUGUCAUGGACCGCUCGCCUAGUCCGCCACGUCCGCAGCCGAUGAGGAGGCAGUCUUCUGAGGACGGGGCGGUGAUCUUGCGGAGAAAAUUGGAGUUUCCGCCGCCCCCUUCUGGAGGGAGAACGCCAUCACCACAGCGUCUCAUGCUCCCUCCGCCGCCACCUGCGAGUGCAUCAUCAAAGUUGUACAGACUGUCAAGAAAUCCCGCUGUCAUCAGCACUACCAAGACUUUGCUGUUCUGCGCAAAGGCUUAUAGUUUGCUGUCGCCUUGUCAGCCGUUUGCGGCGGAUCCACGCGUCCUGUACCCGUUGUUGUGCAUAGCAUCACUCGACUUUUUGCAUGCGGGUAUAUCCAUCAGGGGGAGACCAGUCGACUUGGGUGGGUUGGGACGCUCAGUGAUACUUCUGCUGGCACACAUGAUGGUGCGCUCGGGCUUCGGCACCAACACGUCUCAGUUCUUUGACGACCCGGACAUUCUCAUGUCCACACAACACAACAUUGGCGAAGACACAAACACACUCCCAGCAUACCCGCACAUUCGGUCAACAGCCAAGAAGAUGAACACUUGGGCACCGUUCCGCUCCCAGCAGGUCCAGCCGGAUACAUCCAUGGUAAACAAGGAGUUCGGCGACUUUGACCACAGUAUAUCAGACGAGGAAAGCAUGGCUGUCGAACAGGCGCGAGGUAACCGCAGCAACCGCGGUACUCCCAGCAAGAUGAGCUCUCAGUUUAACAGCCUUUACGACAUCACACCCCCCACCAACCGGUCGCGCAAGUCAUACCAAGCAGAGACUGGUAGCCUUCGACGCGACGCGGCAAUCCGACGCGCCUCACGCAACGACCUUGAUACUGCAUCGCCGCGUCCUGCAAGCAAGCGCAACUCCCCCGCCCUCUCUACAAAGGAAGACCGCAAGCGUACUUCUCUCGCACAGCUGCACGCGAAGCUCUCGGAAGACGAGUCAUCGUUCAUGGAGCACCGGCCACCAACACUGACCAUGGACUCGGCCAAGAACACGCGCUGGGGCAACAGGAGCCGACAGACUUCCCUCCAAACUGACGGCAACGUCGACCCUCCGCAAUCAAAAGCUGCAUCUCGCUCCAGGCCGGCCACAGCACAGAACGCGACUGCGCAGUCUUUCAUUCUGCCCGACAUCCCCAACCUCACCGAGCUUGUCUCUGGCGUCUUCGACGAUGGCACACCAGUCUUUUCCAAGACCGCACCCUCAAGAUCACGCUUCGCUGCUCCUCCAUACGGUGGUCGCCGCCCAUCGCAUAUCCCAAUUGAUGGUGCGCCCAUACCCGACGAAGAGAAGGCCAUCUUCGCUGCCCUCCAGCAGCUACAGGAGAAGAUUGCAGACAUGGAGCGUGACCGUGAGGAGAAGGACAAGAAGAUGGAUGAACAGGAAUUGGAGCUGAUCGAGCUGAGAGCGACCACACAAGCUCAAGAGAAGCUGCGACGAAGCGACAACGCACAGGACUCUGAUGCUGGCGGAAAGAGUGGCUGGAAGGUCGAGAAGACGCGUCUUGACGCGACGGUACAAACCCUCCGAACCAAGCUUGAUCGCGCCGACCGCAAAUUCGCCGUACUCGAAAUCGAGAAGAAACGCUUGAGCACCGAACGCGACAACAUGGCGAACCAGCUGGGUGUCGCGUUCCAGACCUGCGAAGAACUUAAGACCGAGAAGAACGCAUUGAGCCACGAGAACGAGCAGCUCCGCCAGGAGAUUGACAACCUUCGCGAACAACUCGAGCAAGACCAGUCACACCACCGCGAAGAGACAACUCAGCUUCGUCAGCAGUUCGACCAAGCCGCAAACGCCACUCAGAGGGAGAACGCCAACUUAAAUGCUGAAUUGGCUCGCGUACGCGCUCAACAGGACGAGAACACCCAGCAGUUGACUCGUAGGGAUAUGGAACUGCGAAAAGCGCGUCAAGAGCAUGCUGAGUAUGCCCGUUUGAAGUCCGACCACGAGUCGCUCAAGGCUCAAUUGGCAGAGUUUAAGGCAAAGCGCGAAGAGGAGGCUCAGCGCUGGUCUCGACAAGAAGCUUCCUUGCGAGCUCAGGUUGGCCGACGCGACGACACCAUUCGACACUUCGAGGAUAUGACACAGGAACGUACCAAUGAAGCCAUGCGUCUGGACAAUGAGAACCUUCGAAACGAACUUCGCGAGCUGCAAGCUCAGCAAGAUGAGGAAAAUGAGGAGUGGGCCAGGAAAGAGGCGGAGUUACAGCGAAAGAUUCGCCAGCGUGAGAAUGCUCGCAAGGCUAGGGACAUCGAGCAGCACUUUGACGAUUCCACCGGUCCUGUUUCGAGAACUCGGGAUACAGAGCACAUCUUUGAAGAUACUCUGCAACGCAAGCCUAGCUAUCGCCGCGAAGACACACGUACGCGCAUCAGGAACCGUGUCCAGCAGGAAGUCCGCAACAGCAAGGUCGCUGGAGGACCAAACCAAGAGAGCCCGCGGAAGUCGUUCACCGGACAUUCGCGAUUCUCAACCCGUAGCGUGUCAGCACCUGUUCCCGCGGACAAGCACGCUCGCGCCGAGAGUGAUGUGGAGUCGACAACCGAUCUGUCUCUUGCACCUCGCGCAACUCUUCGCAUCUCACGAAACCCCACUUCUACGAGGCAAACCACGACCGUCCAGCCUCCUGCUGACCUAAGUCUGACAGAGCUGAGCUUUUUCCCUCAAGAAGAGAUUGCUAGGCUUCGACGAUCUCUGGAAGAACAGCGAGCUGCUGAACGCAAUGGUGCUUCAUCUGCUAGAACGGAGGAGCCAGUCCGCGAGGAUACCGUUCGAUCGCAGCGCCAGACUCGCGAGGAUACUGUUAGGUCAGUCGCUUCUGCUAAGAGCGAACGGCGACCCUCUCUUGUGCGCAAAUCGUCACUCAAGGACACCACUCAGCGCACCACCAACACUCAUUUCGAGGAAGACACUGGCAAUAUGUCGAACUUGGACGCCGACGCCGAAGCCACCCAAACAAAGCAGUCAGCCAUCGACGCGUCCAUGCUCAGCAACACCAGCCGCAGACGCCGCAGCGCUCCCACCGAGAUGACAUCCGCCUUCAUCCUCCCCGACAUCAAGCUCAGCUCCACCAACCAAACCACCACAUCCCGCAAACCCAUCAACAAAGACCACGACAACGACAACUGCACCGUGUGCCGCCGCGAAGGCUACACCACAGCCACCGGCCCCCUCCGCGUCCCCAAACUCGUCUCCGUAUCCACGCGCACAGCCGACGAACCCGAUUCAACCCUCCGUCCCGCACAAUCCCCGCGCGAAGCCCUCGCCCUCGUCGUCAAAGGCCUAAAAGACGAGCGCGUCCACCUCUGGGCCGAGCUCGCCGUCCAGGGCGCCCUCCUCGAGCAACACGACCCCAGCCUGGGUAAGCGCCGCCGCGACGCGCUCAACGCCUCGAUCCAAGACCUGCACCGCCGUCUCGAAUGGCUCGACAUGCAGAUCUACCGCCUCCACGACGUGCUCGAAGGCCAAAAAGCUGAUGAGUUAACCGAAGCGGAAUUCGACGACCUCACACAAGAAGUCCUUGUUCAACAGUCUGAACAAGAGCAAGAGGACGGUAACACGGAGAAAUCGGUGCCUACUGGUGGAAAGAAGAAGGCGAAAAAAGUUACGAUUCGCAGCUUUGUCGAUGAGGAUGAGGAUGAGAGUGUGGAGUUGAGGCGUAGUGCGGCGCAACAGGAUCACGGGGCGGAGGAGAGUGGUGAUGAGACGCAUGAGCUUCCUUGGGAAGGGUUUGGGGAGGAGAGUAUGGAGGGGGAUGUUAGUUUUAAUGCGCUGGAGGGGUGGAGGGCUAGUGUGCAUUGA
Alternaria viburni is the source of this 5409-nucleotide messenger RNA. RefSeq lists its product as uncharacterized. Gene Ontology annotation, molecular function: protein kinase activity; ATP binding; microtubule binding. The transcript is spliced from 4 exons. The record is from RefSeq and is a predicted model, not a curated record. The coding region runs from base 1 to 5409 and encodes 1802 amino acids. Gene Ontology annotation, biological process: protein phosphorylation. NCBI's taxonomy places the organism in Eukaryota, Fungi, Ascomycota, Dothideomycetes, Pleosporales, Pleosporaceae.